CGACAGUCUUAGCCUGGUCGGUGUGACGAGUACAACACAAACGCUUUGAGGUACGGAACGCGUGCGCACGUUAUCGUCGGACGUCGGUUAAAAAAGUUUUGUACUUUGCUUUGCAUUUUGAGUGUGUGCGUAUUUAGUGGUUGUGUACGUCUGUGUAUGUUUGUGUGUAUGCAUGUGCGUGAACACGAGUCGAUGACGAGUAUAUGAGCCUGAAAUUGCGGAAUGCGGUGGAUGAUGUCAGCAAUAUGUGUGUCAAGUGUACGGCAAAUACGGAAAAACAACAUUUUUAGCAGUCUUUCAUCGCCCGCAAGCCAUUAAACAAAAGACUUAAGCAACGAACUCGUAUCAAAACUCAUUGAAUUUGUGUUGUGUGCAAGUUCGAAUGAAAAGCAGUUACAAUCAUUAUGAAGUUGCGCUUAUUUUGCAGAAAGUUUUCAACAAACAUCAAGUGUUACUAAUUAAAUUUAUGUUUGUGUGUGCGUUGCGUGUUUUUGUUUUAGUUCGCUAUUUCAAAACACCCCUUAAUCUACUUUAACACCGCAACACAUACAAAAAAGCUGCUAUGCUGCGUAUUUCAAGUGUUCGGUGUAAAUAAAUAAACAAAAUUAAUUUCACAAAAUAACAACACAUACAACAAAAAAAAACUGAAACAGUUGGUGUAUUUGAUUACAUAACACUCGCGCUCACUACUCGCGCCAUGCAAUUGUGCGGCGCUCUUGACCAAAUCCAUAGUCAUAAUAACAAUGAUAAUAAUAACAGCAAUAAGAAAAGCCAACAAAUAUGAUGCUAAAAGCAGCAAUAAUAACAACAAUAACAUGCAGACAGCCAGCGUUGAACAAUCGGUCGCCGCAAGCGUUGAGUGAAUGAAGCGACGGCUCAACCUCAAUAAGAAGCUGAAAUUUUAUAGCUUUUGGCAGCAUAUUAAAGAAAAGCAAUUAAAACCCCACACUAACGCCCGACAAGGAAGUGUAAAAGAAGAAAUGUUGAAAUAGAAAUAUUACAAAAACAAUGAGAGACACGCAACAAUUGCAACAACAAUAUUAACUGCAAUAAAACUCAAAAACUACAAAAUUAAUUUGUAUUUGGCAAACAUUUAAAUUAGAUUACGCAAAAUAAAAAAAUAAAGCAGCUCGAACAGCAAAAGGAGCGGCUAUUAAAUAUUGGACUCGCAAAAUUUAUUUGCUAAAACCAAAUGCAAAAUAUAUAAAAACUGAAAAGUUACAAAACUUAACGGGCUACGAGUCAAACGAACACAGACUGCAAAUAUGAAGUCAUUCACACAACUUGUCUAUGCGGCACUGCAAAUUAUCACAAUCGCCACUUUGGUCACACAUGGUGCACAAAUACCAACAGCAACGAAAGAAGCCCUGUCAGAAUUGGACGCCACCGCAGAAGCGUCCGAUUUCAUCUCCACAGCGAAAUCCAGCAUUGAACCCACAGUGCGAAUAAAAUGUUUAAGCGGUUCCAUGUUGAUAACCAUCAAAGAUGCACCGUUAAAUCAUGAGACUGGCCUCUUUAGUGGCAUGAUUUAUCCUAAGGGGCUGUCGAAGAAUUCGACAUGUCUUACCGAGUAUAGGGAUCAUGAUGGCCCAUUGCGAUACAAGUUACCGUUACGCAGUUGUAAUACCAUGCCACAAGAAACGGAUGACGGCGGCAUUGAGUUCUUCAAUACCAUUGUCCUGCAACCACAUUUGAAACUCAUCACCGACGCCGGUCGUGGUUAUCAUGUACGCUGCUCGUAUAAGAGUCGCGAUGCGGCUACGCCAAAGAAGAAGCAUGGACAACGCCGUAAAGCGAACAGUGGCAAGCAUGCGCAAAAGCCACAAGCGUUUCGUAGCGCUGAAACGGCAGCUGUGGGGGUGGGUAGCGAUCGUCGCGAUUAUGGUCGCUCAUUGGAUAAGUAUCGUGCCACAGGCGAUAAUUUCGAUCAGGAAGACGUCUAUGACGGUGACGACAGCGAUGAUGCUGUGGAUGUGGGCAAUCAAGAGGAGGACAGUCUCAAUGAGAUACCGAUGCCCGGUUGCCAUAUGAAAAUCUACAAUUCCGAGCAUAAAAUUGCUGAUGAUGUGAAAAUUGGUGAUCCGCUGACGAUUGUCAUCAGUAUUGACAAACAGGAGCUGUACGGUCUGCAUGUGGCCGAUUGUAUUGUGCGUGACGGUUUAGGUUGGGGUGAGCAACGGCUGUUGGGCGAUGAUGGUUGCCCAAUGGAUAAUGAGAUUAUGGGCCAAUUCAACUACACCAGCGAUCAUUUGGCGGCCAAUGUUACCUUCCCGGCACACAAGUUCCCCUACACCACAUCCGUGUACUAUCAGUGCAAUGUGCAUUUGUGCGCCCUGCAGGAUCCCGAGUGCCAAAUGCCUCCUACGUGCAGCGGCAAACGACCGAAACGACAAACUAACAACGAUAACAAAGACGAAGACGGCCAACCGGCCACCAUCGAAGUCUACUCCGGUCUGUAUGUGAACGAGAAUGUGGAUGUGUCCGAAGGCGAUGAUGAUACAGUGCUCAAGGAGCGGACACUUGAGGAUGCGUUGUGCGUGUCGCAGCGCACCUUCGCCAUUGCCAUAGCAGUCGCCGGUCUCAUAUUGAUGUUGGCCGUCGUUGCCGCCGUACUCUGCAUUAUGGCCCGAAGGAGCACGAAGAGUGUGUCGAAUUCGGGCAGCUCCAUUUAUAGUGGUCCCUAUACGAAUACAGCGUUCUCGCAUAGCAGUUAAAUGCAAAAUAUUAUAUAUACACAAACAUACAUACACACGUCAACACUUACAUAUAUUAAGAGUUAGGAAUUAAAUAUUUAAUUUUUUUUGCAAAAUUUUUAUUUUUUAGAGCUUUUUAUUUUCAUGCGAAUUUUGUAAAUUUUAAUUUUUGAAAAUAAUUUUUAAUAUUGAAAAUUUUUAGUUUUAAAAAUAUUUAAUUUUUGAAAAUUUUUAAAUUUAAAAAUUUUUAAAUUGUGAAUUUUUCUACAUUGAAAAUUUUUAAAUUUUGAAAAGUUUUAAUUUUUGAAAAAAAAAAUUUCGAAAGUUUGUUUUUUGAAAGAUUUUCUUUAUUUUUCUGUUUACACACGCACACAACACCACACAUGAACACUAAAAGUGUUUUAAAGCAAAACGAAAUAUUGAUGUAAGAGAAGUUAAAAAUUUCUUUGUACACUGCCGCUGCAAAUAAGCGCAGUCUAUAGUAGUCAUUGUGUUUAGUUGUUAAGGUCACAAAUAACGACGAAUAAGUGGAAAUAAAAAAAUAAACAAUAGUUUUUUCUCGUAUAAAUGUGUAAGGCGCAGAGCAAAAGUGUAGAAAGGCAAAGAAAAAGAAAACUAAAAUAUUUUUCUAAUUUUUCCGGCUGCACUUUGCUCAGCGCCAACUCGAGCUGCCCAUAAAAAUGCAAUUAAUUAAUUAAUGUAUUAAUUAAAAUAAUGAAUGUAUUAACUUUAAGUUUAUAGUAAGCCACGGCACACGCUUCCUAGCAAAGCAAGUCUUUACAUUUAUUAUAAAAUAUUGUAUACCCAAUACCAUAUACACUCACGCACACACAAGCACACUUCAAUACAGUCAGUAUAUGUAUGUAAACAGCGCAGAUAUUACUGGGCAAUAAAAAAUUAAAUGGUAAAAUUAGUAAAAAAGAAGAGAAUAAAAAAUGUUGAUGAAAGCAAAAUAUGUAAGCUUAGAAGGAUUGCCCUUUAAUAUCGCAAAGGUAUAACACCUAAAAGUAUGCAAUGCAUGCUCGUAGGCGCCUUUGUUCAGCUGGAGCAAGUAAAAGUACUCAUAAAACUUGAAUUUUUUUUUUGGUGGUGGUCAAUUUGCUACACUUAAUCUUAACGCUUGGUUGGCGCGCCGCAGCAAAAAUGUCAAAUAUUACAACAAAAGUAUGCUUUUUGUUUUUGUGUAAUUUGUAUGUACAACGAAUGCGCACAACCUGCUCAGGUGAUACUAUUAACUAUUAAUUCUAAUAUAACGUAUAAAUAUUUAAAUUAUUAACCUAUUCUCCUCUAUAUUGAAAUUGUUUUUGUAUGUAUUCGAAAACCGAGAAUUUUGAAGAUUUAGAGAAAGAAAAAAAAUUAGAAAAAUAAAAUUUUUUAACAACUAAAAUUAAUAACUUUUCGUAUGGGCUUUUAACAUAAAGCAACAAAUUAAAGAUUUGAAAUACAACAACAAAAAAACUGUGAAGAAAUGAGAAGAAUAUUGUGUAUACUACGUACUAUCUUGUCAUUACAACUUAAAUCUUAAUAUUUUAACUUUGUAUGUACUUUAAAAUAUUUUUUUUUUACUAUUUAACUAAACUAUCAAAUCAGAUAUAAAUCGAACUAAUUUAUUUGUUAAAACCAAUUAUGUAGUAUGGGAAGUAGAAGUAGAAGAUGUAACCUAAAAAUGUAUGCGUUUUAAAUUCAUAAAAUGUAAAGUGUGUCGUUAUGGCGUGAAAAUGAAAUAAAAAUGUACUUAUAAAAUUUAUGAAAAUAAUAAAGGCCCUUAAAUUGAAACGUCCAGAAAA
This is a messenger RNA of Bactrocera oleae (olive fruit fly), 4480 nucleotides long. NCBI's taxonomy places the organism in Eukaryota, Metazoa, Arthropoda, Insecta, Diptera, Tephritidae. The record is from RefSeq and is a predicted model, not a curated record.